UUUCCCAGUUCAAGAGUGGUAGCAUACUACAAGCUAUGAAGUGGAGUGAAAGACAAGAUAUUAAUGUGAAAAUCUACUUAGGAAAACAGCUGUUUAUGUUUUUUGAGCAUGAAAGGGAAUACAGCAUUCCAGACAAGAAAAUCCAAAAUGUGCAGAAGUCUCAGCAGGGGAGCAGGGAAAAUCUCAAGCAAGCUACACAAAGAGAAAACAGGGGGCCCCAUUACUCACCAGAACAGAAUUUGAAGGCAUUAACAUUUUCUAAAAAGGGUAAAAUCUUAAUAUGAAUCCGUCAUUGUUGCUGUGUGGCAUGGUGCUCUGUUUAGCCUGCUGUGUCACGGUACACACACACAUGCUUAUGGAGGAACAACACAACUCCAACCAAACAUCCAUCAGCUUCCAUGUGUUAGACCAAACAGAUGCACCUCCUGUCCUCAUAGUCGGCUUGUCAAAAACACCCAAGAAGAACAAGAAAUCGGAAAAGAAACCAAAAAAGAACAAAUUCAGCGCCCGCGUUAAGAAACCUCUGCCGCCGCCGCCGAACUGUGUGCCGCUGUGGGGCAGCUGCAAGACGCCGAGCACGGUGUGCUGUGAGCCGUGCGCCUUUUGCCACUGUCGCCUGUUCAAGACCGUCUGUUACUGCCGCAUGGGUUACCCGAGAUGCUGAACACCCUCUGUCUCAUGGAGGAUCAUUUGGAGUUCCCAAUCUUAAAGGCUUGCUUUUAAACCCCUGUGGGAUUAUCAUGCAUCAUAUAAACGCCAGGGUCCGAUUAUUCGGAUAUUUCCUGGCCAGACAUUCUGACAGCUCGUCAGAAGCGACUGGAGAUACUGAGGAGCGACUUUGGUGCACAAAAUCACAUUUGAACUGCUUAUAAAUGUAUUUAAAACAUUUCAGACUUUUUAUAACAGUUUUAUAAAUCAUUGUCUAAUGACAUGAAAGCGUAUAACCUAUAAGGGCAUCAGAUCGUAAACAAAACCGUUCCGAGAGUUUAAGUUUUGCAAUCAGACGUUAACACUGUCGACGGUCUUGUUGUGGGACAAAAGUAGUCUAAAUUAUGUCAGUGGGAAUAUUAAUGUUUGUUCGAACACUUUUCUGUUUUAUAAGCACUUUGCUUAUACACAGUGACAACCUGUCCCAGUCUAACAUUUACACCCUUAAGAUUUUCAGUUAAAAUCUGCCUUUAUAAUAUGGUUGACCCAGGGUUAAAAUGUAUGCCUAAAUGUGUGUUCAUUGUCUAUACUUGUUUAUUAAGAGCUAUUAAAAAUGUUAAUACUGUCAUUUAAGUUUGGAGAAUAAAAUAUGAAAUACAAAAUUAUUCUAAUACAGUUUUGAAUUAAGGGUUUCAAACUAACAUACAAAAGCACUUAUAGAGAAAACAAACAUUUAUUGAACUUUGACUAAAAAAUCUGUAGUUACUAAGAUAUAGCUCUUGUGACAACUUCUUCAAGUGACAGCCCUGGUCUCCCUAUAAAUAUACAGUGUGUGUGUGUGUGUGUGUGUGUAUAUAUAUAUACACAUAUAUAUAUAUAUAUAUAUAUAUA
Messenger RNA from Myxocyprinus asiaticus (Chinese sucker), 1539 nucleotides. RefSeq names its product agouti-signaling protein-like. Gene Ontology annotation, biological process: positive regulation of melanin biosynthetic process; hormone-mediated signaling pathway; melanosome organization. Bases 281 to 664 code for a protein of 127 amino acids. The record is from RefSeq and is a predicted model, not a curated record. Gene Ontology annotation, molecular function: melanocortin receptor binding; neuropeptide hormone activity. Gene Ontology annotation, cellular component: extracellular region. Lineage: Eukaryota; Metazoa; Chordata; Actinopteri; Cypriniformes; Catostomidae. The transcript has 6 exons.